Molecule: messenger RNA, 2630 nt
Organism: Haplochromis burtoni (Burton's mouthbrooder)
Lineage: Eukaryota; Metazoa; Chordata; Actinopteri; Cichliformes; Cichlidae
Exons: 4
Coding region: 133-636 (167 amino acids)
Source: RefSeq, a predicted model, not a curated record
GCAGCCUGCAAGUUUCCCGUCACACCGGCGGACUGGUAAGGAGACGCGUGCGCAAGGUCGGAGACCUGGGAUGAACAAGUGACCCUCAAGAGUUCUUCAUCGUGUAUCCCGUGUCUCCCCGUCGAAACCAAGAUGAAGCUGGCGAUGGCGUUAGUUGGCCUGAGUGUUGUUGUGAUGGGUGUCUUGAUUUUCCAGGUCGUGCAUCAGGAAUUCCGCCUGAGUCACUUAAAAUUCCGCUUAGUGGAGAACUCGGCGCAGGUUACCAGGAAAGAGGAAGGCAUAGUCGAACUGAAAGCCAAAAUCUCCGAGCUGCAGAAAUCGCUGGACGACGUCAACACAAAGGUGGAACAACUGAAAAAGAAAAAGGCAGAAAUUGAAAAGUCAUCGGAGGACGCGGGUAAAAGUCUGGCGGCCUGUACCACGGAGAAGGAGAAGGCGGAGAAGACGAGGGAUAGUACAACUGGGGAAAUAGAUAAACUCAAAGACAAUCAUGAAGCGGCUAAAAGUAAAGCCCAGGAGAACAUUCAGAGCUUGAAAGAGGAGAUUUUUAAUAGAGAUAAAGCAGUCUGUGCCUUUCUUGAUACAACCAAGGACAAAGGACGGAAGUUGUGUGAAAAUCUUCAACAAUCACAGUGAAGUCACCUCAGAACUGUUCAACAAUGACUACCAACAUUUUCAGAAAAAUAUUUGUGCAUCCAAGUUUUGUAUCACCUCUAAGGUUAUUAUGGAAUAAUAACAAAAAAAGAAAAGAAAUUCUGUGCAUUCACUCAGAGAACAAGUAUACAGACAUGUGGAAUAGAGAAAUAGAAUUCAUUUCAUAUCAUAAGAAGGCAAUGAAGGUUGUAUUUGUAAUGUAUAAUGUGGGGAUCAUCCGACAAAAAUUCUAUGUGCUCAAAAUGUUGCGCCUAAUAUGAUGAUAUAACAAUAGAAAUAAGCAAUGUAAAUAAUAGAAAUAACUAUUUGGUUAGUUAUAGGGAAAGAUUAUGGUUUGGUUAAAGUGACCCUCGUAUCAACGUUUGCCACGUCUGUCUGAGCGUUCUGUGACAGUGUGUUCGAGCUGAAAUAACCCCUGCAGAAGCUGUUUAACUGCUAUGGUUGGGUACCUGAUGUGAAACACUGUAGUGUCUCCUUUUAUCAUAUUAUGUUUUACUAUUUUUUAGUUAUUCUUUCGAAUGUAAUAAAAAAUAGAAAAAAUGCACUUAUUAUUGUAACAAUGUACAACACUUUCAUUUUAGCUCAGGCAGUAAUGAAAAAGCGACCUUGCAGUUAUUUUGCACUGGUUUUAUGAUCGUGGAAACAAUAUUUUUGCUAAAAUAGUUCCUGUAAUUUCUUGUAGUAAAAUAAACCAGAUAGUUUUUUUAAAGGACACACGGACCCAGAUUUUAUUCAGUUUCUGUUUGGUUUUUAUAAAUUUGAUGUACUAUUAAUGCUUUGGGCCAUAAACAGCAGACCUUUAAGCAGUCUAGAAAAUAGAUGCAAUGUGUGUAAAAGUGUAAAAGCAUUGUAUAUAUCAGUUAAUACGACUCUGAAUAUAAAGGAAGCCAAAAUGAUAAAACAUUUUAGAUUUAAGAGGCAAAACCUAAAUUAUCACGUCUGUUCAAAUUAAUGCUCCUUUAACUCCCCCUAGUGCAGAACCUAGGUUAAGACAAAGCAUGUUACUGAUAUUGUGCUGAUACAACUGAGGAAACACUUUCUUACAGGGGAUCUUGUUUGGAGGAAACUAUUAAAAGUACAAUCUGAGUACACUGAACUUGUUACAAAACGUCUUGUAUGAAAUUAGAUUGCCAAAAGCAUUUAUUGUGGGUUUAAUGAGUGCUGUAUGGAUGUACAAUUACUAAAUAAAGCGUUUUGUGUUCCUAAAGUUCCUAUAAGUUAACAAGCGCAACCUUAUUAUUGCUCAUUUCUAAAUAUUGUUUUACCUUUACCUUUGCGUUCAUGCAGUUCCCUUUACCGGCUUCAGCUAAUCUGCAGGCAAGAUGCCUUUCCUUAUGGUUUCAUGAUAGCCUUGUAUUGAAAAUAACCUGUAUUUGUAAAGUAUAUAACGACACUGAAUCAAUUACAAACAUAUGAUAAUCACAAAUUAUUAUUAUAAAUAAUGCAUUAAUAUUCUAAAUGUUUUGUUUUGCUGUUGUUGUUCUUUUGAAAGUUGUUACAGAAAUAAUUGCUACCUCUCCUUCAACCUCCACCCACUUGCAAACUUUUAAAAUGUUAUCUUAUUAUCUUUUUAAUUAAUAUCCGAAUAGCUAAUCAUUUGGCACCAACUCAAAACAUUCUGGCAUGUAAACAUUUAAAUGACCUGCUCAAGUUAGAACUGAGCAUCAGAAUGAAGAAGGAAAGUGAUUUAAAUGACUCUGAAGGUGACAGGGUUGUUGGUCCCAGACAGGCAGGUGUGAGUAUUUCAGAAGCUGCUGAGCUGCACUCUUAGAAGGGAUGUGUUAAAAUUGACACAUCAUGUGUUAAAUUUUAACACAUGUGCUGCAUCAUAUUAGGGAAAACACAUGAUGUGUCAGUUUUAACACAAUUAAUGUGUCUGCUCCUUUAACACAUCUUCUGUGUUAAAAAAUGUAAACACAAGGAUGUGUUAUUUUGACACAAAGAUGUGUUAAAAUGUGUACAUUUCAAUUGUUUUU